CAACGCGGGACAGCGGCGGGUGAGCCCCCAGCUUGGCCCGGCCCGGCCCGGCCCGCUUCUCCCCGCUGCAGGGCUAAGCUUCCCGAGCGAGGAGAGCGGAGCUGGCCCGGGCCAGCCCUGCCCGGCCAUGAUGCUUACGGCGGGCGGCCCCAGCCCCGGGCAGACCUGCGGAGCUGUGCUGGUGACCGCAGUGCUCCUGCAGUCCGUCUGUGUGGCCGUCACCUACCUCUACUUCACCAACGAGCUCAAACAGCUCCGGGACACAUACUCCAGGAGUGGAAUUGCUUGUCUCACCGGGGAGGAAAUUGGAAAUUUUGUCCAGAACCUGGAUCUAAUUGAAAGCCAAGACAGAGCUGCUGACCCCUGCUGGCAAGUAAAGUGGCACCUGGGAAAGUUAAUUAAGAAGAUGAUGUCGAGGAGCUUUGAGGAAAACAUAUCUGCAGUCAACGUUGAGAGAGCCCUGACACUGCCACACACGGAUGGGCAGCAGCCCCGCAGUCCCCCCUACAGGAUCGCGGCGCAUCUGACGGGCAACAGCAACAGGAAGAGUUCCCUGGCCCCACGCACAGAUUCCUUACCCAGAAGAGGGAGUGGACAAAAAAUAAACAACUGGGAAUCAUCCAGGAAAGGCCACUCUUUCCUUCACAACGUGGAGCUGAGAAAUGGAGAAUUGGUGAUACCCCAGACAGGCUUUUAUUACAUCUACUCACAGACUUAUUUCCGUUUCCGUGAAAACGAGAACGAGGGCUCAGAUUUGUUGGCACAGAUCAGGAACCCCAAACAACUCGUCCAGUAUGUCUACAAACUCACCAACUACCCAGAGCCCAUUUUGCUCAUGAAAAGUGCAAGAACAAGCUGCUGGUCUAAAAAGGCAGAAUAUGGACUUUAUUCCGUCUACCAAGGUGGUGUGUUUCAGCUGAAAAGAGAAGACAGGAUUUUUGUCUCUGUCAGUAAUAGUGAGAUAGUUGACAUGGACAAAGAGGCAAGUUUUUUUGGGGCCUUUAUGGUCGCUUAAAAGAUGAAAAUCAUGCUCCAAAGGACCCAGUUUUCCUACUCUGGAUCAGCUUAAAAUGCUAUAAAUAGGGGGGGAGAAGAGAGCAACACAGCAAUGCCAACAAAACCAGAACUCCCCUUUCUCAGCUCACUCAGCACAAGCUCUGGCCCUGCCAAAUGCUCUCCCACCAGCUGGGAAGCUUCCUGUGGGCAAGAGCCCCAUGGAUUUCACACACCACAGGUGAUCCCUUGGGGCAGAACUCCAGGCAGGUAAGCACUCACCACCAGGGAUGUGCUCCACACCAGCUUGGCCAUGGCAAGUGGGAUGGAGGAUGCUUCAGGUCUGGUUACUGAAGUUUGAGAGUGGACAUCACAUUUUAUUUGUGGUCUCCACUGGGACUCAGUCCUGAAUAUUUAGGCUUUUGGAGAGAGCCUUUGCUUCCCAGCUUGCUGUCGAAUUACUUUGGAAGCUUUUGUUUCAGUCUUGAGUUAUACAAAAGCUGAAAGGCUGUCAGAAAAUCCAGCUACACAUCUUCAUCUCAUCUAACCAUCCACUUAAGCACCUAAUUAGUUUCAAGCACAGAAACAGCCUCACGCAGACUAUUCACAUGCUUGAAAUUAAGUAUGUGCCUAAGCAUUUUUCAGGAUCAUGGCUUGAGUAAACACAUUAGUCUGUCUUAAAUCAGGAUAUUGUACAUAAAAACAGCUGCUGAAAUUGCACAGAAGAGGUUUUUCAAUCAAUCAGUCUCUUGAUCAGUGCAUUAUGAUAAUGCUCAUUUCCUUAAUUACUGGGCUGCUGAGAUUUCACCAGGCUUCCAGUAGGUUCAGUAAUAUACUUGCUGUUACACUUGUUGACAGCAAGUACCUGAUUCAGAAAAAAAAGGUGUUUUUUUGUAAAUAAUCUUAUUAGACAUUUGUCACAAAUUAAGCAAGAUGUGGUUCCAUGUUCAUUUGUACUGGUCUGUGUUUUGUAGGAUGUAAUGCAGAAUAAUACACCCUGAUGAUUGAUAUUUUAAGGAAGACAUACGCAGCUAUCUGUACUUGGUCAAAAGCUGCAAUUUGGGUCAUGCUAUUUUGAUUUUGAGGAAUGAUUGGAAAAUUUUUGUAGCUUUCUCUAAGUACAUGACUUUUAAAAAAGUACUGGCCACAAUGGUUUUUAAUUCUUAUGAAUAGAACUAUUUAUAUUAAAAAAAAAAAGGAAAAAAAAGAUUGGCAAGUAUAAGCUGGGUGGGCUAGAUACAUGCAGUAGCAUAUAUCAGCACAGCCACAGCAUUUUCAAGGGUGUGACACCAGUUUGCACCAUGAACACAUUUUGGUCAGGUUCAAGGAAAAUAGUGGGGGAAAAAAAAAAGGUGAAAGUGAAAACAAUUGAGGGACAGGAAGACAGAUGUUAUGCAAAUGUUACUUGACAUCAACUGAAUGAUGCCAGGAGAAAGUCUGCUUGUCUGGUUGUUUUUUACUGGACUAAGGUUGCCGUGGGAACCCUCUCAUCAACCUCCAGGUCUGGUAAUUAAAUCACUCUACAGCCCUUGCACAUGGGCCUCAGGAGUAAAUGUGCAUCAUUCAUCUUACUACUUUGUCAACAAGAAGAAAUGAAUAGCCACGAGCCCCUGCAUUUAUUUCUCCAUUCAGAAAAGCUGUUGCUUCACUGAAAUACCUGUGUUUGAGCAGCAAGAGAAGAAUUUCAGCCACACCUUUCAUUUGUCAGGGUAGAGCAAAGGAACACACUGCCAUAAGCAUAAAAUAGAGUUUUAACUUCAGCCUGUUGUUUCACCAUGGUGCCACGGUCACUUUUUUCCCAGUGUUUCAACCACUAUUGGUUUUUUUCACUAUUUUAAUCAAUUAUGUGAAAUGCUUCAUCGUUCACUGGACUGCUUGGGUUUGCCUCAUUCUUGAAUAGUCUGUUCUACAGUUUUCUUUUGGAUUUCAGUGUUAAAUUCAGAAACUUUCUGCCUGCCUGAGAAGGCUCGGGAGGACAAAAGCAUUCUCUGCACAUCUGGAUACCUGCUCUGUGGGUGAAUUUACUUACAAAUUGACUCAGCUCUUUGACACCAGCACAGGAUUUAACCGUGUUGUUGGGUCUAAAGAUUUUUUUUAGCAAUUUAUUGUAUUAAAAAGUUUGGAGGGUUUUGUGGGGUUUUUUUUGUUUUGGUUUGGUUUUGUUUUAGAAAUCUAUUUUACGAUCUUAUUUGAAAGGAAACUUAUUAGAACUGUGAAGAAGUAUUUGGGAUUUACUGGUGGCAGCUUAGAGCCAGAAAACUCUUCCUAUGGCUAAGAAUUGAUUUGCAGAGGCUGCUGGAAGCAACUGGAAGGAAACCAUGGGAACUCUGCAAAUUUGCAGCUGAUGCUGAGACAAACUGUACACAGAUUAUUUUGCUUCAUCUUCUCAGCUCUCAAUGUAUAACACCAUGCCUGGGAAUGUUCUCAGUUAUUAUCUAUCUUUCUUACCUAAACAUACAUACUUUUGGUCUCUGCAUGGAGAAUAUAUCUCAGCAGGGACUGUACCAAAUAAUCACAUUUUAUUUCUGAUUAAUCCAAAGACAUGAUUGCUAGAUAUUAUCCUGGGGAGAGACUAUGAAGCAACAUCAGGAAGGACACCUUUGAAGAUGACUGGAAAAAUACAGCAACUUUUCUCUGUACAUUUGUACCUGAAUAUUUUUCCUUGAAUGGUAAAUGUAGCAAAUUUUUAUUUGUAGUUGUAGGUUGUGGCAACAUUACAAAUGUUAUGAUUUUUCUACAUUUGUUUUGUAUAAAAG
Molecule: messenger RNA, 3749 nt
Organism: Calypte anna (Anna's hummingbird)
Lineage: Eukaryota; Metazoa; Chordata; Aves; Apodiformes; Trochilidae
Gene: TNFSF10
Product: TNF superfamily member 10
Exons: 5
Coding region: 128-1015 (295 amino acids)
Biological process (GO): immune response
Cellular component (GO): membrane
Molecular function (GO): CD40 receptor binding; tumor necrosis factor receptor binding
Source: RefSeq, a predicted model, not a curated record